AUGCAGCGUAAAAGCAGCGAGGAGUAUAUUCAGCUGGUGAAAAACCACUUGGUGAAUGAGUUUCCUCUCUGGAUUUGUUUUCCUUUUUCCCUGACGCAGGUCUCCCAGGCGGCCGCAGAGCUCCAGCAGUACUGUAUGCAGAACGCCUGCAAAGAUGCCUUGCUUGUUGGGGUUCCUGCGGGGAGCAAUCCCUUCCGAGAGCCCCGCUCCUGUGCUCUGCUCUGA
Calidris pugnax (ruff) is the source of this 225-nucleotide messenger RNA. RefSeq names its product guanine nucleotide binding protein (G protein), gamma 10 (gene GNG10). Lineage: Eukaryota; Metazoa; Chordata; Aves; Charadriiformes; Scolopacidae. Gene Ontology annotation, biological process: G protein-coupled receptor signaling pathway. Gene Ontology annotation, cellular component: heterotrimeric G-protein complex. The coding region runs from base 1 to 225 and encodes 74 amino acids. The transcript has 2 exons. The record is from RefSeq and is a predicted model, not a curated record. Gene Ontology annotation, molecular function: G-protein beta-subunit binding.